AUGGCUACAACCCCACAGCCUGGAACCUCCCAGUUUCCUGUCAGCGCAGCUGCAGUCAGCCCUGCUGCUAUAGGAGCUACAGCUGCUCCUACUGCAGUGAUGAGGGUGCUAGGACGGGCACGCCUUAGCGUGGAGGACGCAGAGAGAGUCCUCCGCAUCAUGAAUAAUAGCUCCCAGCGAUUGGGAGCUAUAUCCAAAAAGCAAUUCUGGCUAGACGUCACAGCGUGGCGCAAUCUGCAAGACAGGGAGAAAGCUUGGAGGCUGGACCAUCCUCCUGGCGACGACGAGCUCCAUAGUGGGGAGCUAGAACAAGACGACACAGAGUAUGACGCCCAAAUGAGGGCGUGGAUACUUUGCGUCGACGAAGAAUCAGCGCAGAAAGCAGCCCGCAAAGAGCGGGCUGCAGAGGCUGGAGAAGAGAGCAGUCAGGCUAGCAAGGACCGACUGUCUCUUAUGUCAAGCUGGGCAGACAAGAGAGCCUUGGCCCUCUCCAGCCUUGCAUCCAGCAACGAGGAGGAGGAGGAGGAUGAACAGGAGGAGGAGGAGGAACAGGAGGAAGUGAAUAUAGAGGGGGAACCCUUCAAAACUCCUUCCACCCCAAUUUCCUCCUCCUCUUCAACACGCUCCUGCAGACCUCCCAGCUCCCGAAAGCGCAGGCUAUAUUCUUCUGAUGAGGGUUCAAAAAGGGCAAAAAAAGACACUCUUGAAUCAAGCAUUGCAUUGCUUGCAGUGUCAAUGGCAAAUCGACGAAGCGCCCGAGGCGCAGCAGAGGAAAGGCAGCUAGCGCUUGAGGUGCGGAUAGAGGCCAUUGAGGCUGGGCAGAAGGCGAUUCUUGCUGCUGUAUUAAGUAGCUCAACCUAUAGAGGCCAUAGGUUAGCUGAGUUUGAGGAGGAGGAAGAGGACUUACCUGUAUAUAAUAAUGUAAAUAACGUACAUGUAUAG
This is a messenger RNA of Pseudogymnoascus destructans, 942 nucleotides long. RefSeq lists its product as uncharacterized. The coding region runs from base 1 to 942 and encodes 313 amino acids. The transcript has 3 exons. Lineage: Eukaryota; Fungi; Ascomycota; Leotiomycetes; Thelebolales; Thelebolaceae. The record is from RefSeq and is a predicted model, not a curated record.